UUUGCCUCGGUUGUUAGGUUUCGGGAUGCUGCGGCUCCGUGCGGUUUCGAUUUCGCGGUGUUGGUCGUUGCGAUUCGUUUUUGAGCUCUGCUCUUGGUUUCGGCUGUGUGGGUUUUGCUUUGCGGAGAUAUGCUCUGCAGUUCCGCUUUCUAAGUGAUCUUCGAGUUGGGCGUUUGAUGGUUUAGCUGUAACGGUUCGCCUUUCUCUGUGCAACUUUCUUCUCUGAGUGAGUUUGUGCGAAUCGGCUUACCUUAGAAUUAGCGGCAGCGUGCGAAUGGGCAAUAAUGUGGGUAGAGUUUUGGGUGUCUUAAGAAAGAAAGGAGAAGUCUUGGAAGAAUCUGGUCAUUUUAGAUGCAAACUUUGUGUGGUUUUAGGAUGAGCAAGAUUCGGGGAAGAGAUUUAUGGUCUGCGUGAUAUUAUGGAUCAACGGAUUCAUUCCUAGAAGAAAAGUCAGAUGGUAAAGGAGAAAAAGUUGGAAGCUUGCCACAACACAAAGGUCUUCUAAGUUCGCUUCUUUCUGAGGGAAGUAAUCGGUGUCAUCUUCCUUCGAGCCGAAAAUGUAGUCUUCCUUGCCUAGAACCCACGUCCGUGGAGAUAACGAAUUAACAAAAGAUUUUCUCGAUACAAAGAAUAGCCCCACUCCUAGAAUUGUUAGCCACUCAAGUCAGUCCACAGAUUUGGCGUAGCAUUAAGUAUUACGGCUCAGUAUUAAGUAUUGACCGUACAGUUUUUCCUGUGGACAAUGUGAAAUUUCAUCCAUGGACUUAAAAAGUUUUCGAUUUAGAAUAACCUGUUUGAGUUUGCUUUAUAUGCUGUAGAUAUAUCUCCAAGGUCACAUAGCUUGAACUAUGUAUGUAUUUUUCAGAUUUUAUUCUGUGAAAAUCCAUUGUAGCUGGGUCCUUUGGUUGUCACGUGGGAAGAAAUUGAUACCUUGUCUUGCAUAUUCAUAUCUAAGGGCGCUGUGCUCAACAGUUAUUGCAUAGUCUUGUUCUCCCAACUGAAAGGGUGAGAAUGUUUCCAUGUCGGUUCUGCGUUAUCGUAUUAACUGAUAAUGAGUGGUCCUGUUUAAGUGUGUUUACCGAGCAGUUUGUGCUAUUCUAAGAGGAAAUUGUAUUUUCAGAGAGAAUUUUCAAUUCAUAGUGUGUUUUAGAUCCCUGUAUCUUUCUAGUGUUAGAUAAAAUUAUCCUGCUAUGAUUUUGUGAUCGAAAGAAAUAAAGCAGUUCAUUUCUCUAUAAAGAAUAUUAUGAUUUUACGGUUGUGAUGAAUUGAUGAUUCCUUUUUUCCUUUCAAUCCAGCAAAAAACACCCAUCUCUAUUAUAUCUCUCAUAUUUCUGGAUUCCUUUAUCUUGUGUGGUCUUCAUUGUCACUAGUAUUCGAAGAUGAAUUUGUAGACUUCUGAAGGCUAGGCACUCAUGUUUUGCAACUUAGGGCAGACUUUGUGUUAAAUCAAAGACUAAAUCUACUCCAUAGUGAUAAAAGGUAAAUCAAUUGUUUGAGGAACGCGGGCUGAACUUAAAGCUGAGUCCUAAGAGAUGAAAUCAUUGAUUUCAAAGGGUUUCAAAAAAUCAAAUGCAAAUGGAAUUAGAUGUCAUGUGGAAUCUAUCCAGUAUGUUCACCUUUGGUGGUCCUCCAGUCUUUUGGAGGUGUGUGAUUCUCUACAACAUGCCAUAUGGCUUUGUCUGGUCACUGGGAGAAACAGAAUAACAGGAAAAUACAGGAAGUUUUUAUUUUUGGUCAAAAAAUACAGGAAGUUUAGUUGCUAAAAGUUAUUAACACAAGUAUUAAGCAUCAUCUUCUAUUUCUACACCAUGUCAAACAUUGCUUCUGAUGGUGCAUUUCUAUAACUUCAUAAUAGCAACCUUUUUAUUGGAUAACACUCUUCAGUUCUGGCUAUUGUCUAAUGAUGAUUUGAACAUGCCUUUCCAAAACAGUUCUGGUUACUGUCUAAUGUCUAUUGAACUCAUGGAUAUGCCUUCUAUGUAGUGUUUCGAACUUUAUUGAUGUGAUGGGUCAUGUAUGAAGUCUCGUGUGUGUGCAUGAGUAAUGCGUGUCCUUUCAUGUCGUUCUCUGGUUGGAGCUUUUUGAAAUCAUUUAUUGAAGUAGUUGAAGCAGUUAUUGUGCACUUUGAAUAUGUGACUGUAGUUGUAGAACUCAACGACUCUUCGUGAAACAGGAUUUCUGAAUUAAUAUGAGAUAGUGUAUAACAUCAUAUAUUGGAGUAUCAAGUUCGUGAAAUUCCUUAAAUUCCAGAUAUUCAAGAUGGUGCUUUCUCGAUAUUGAUGAAAGUUCUCCAGAAUAUUGUAGCCCCAUAAUGGCUGCUGGAAAGUCCAGAGGAAUUAAGAAUAUAGAUCCCUGCAAGCCUCCCCCUUCCAAGAAAUCUCGAAAAGAGCGCAACCAGGGUAAGCCUGCAAAUAAUGACAAAUCAGCUGAGGUUAUGGAACAAGAAAUCUGGAGAGAAUUCCCAGAAGACCUUUUUGAGGCUGUUAUUGCAAGACUUCCCAUCGCGACAUUCUUUCGCUUCCGUGCUGUGUGUCGGAAGUGGAACUCGUUACUCUGCUCUCAGAGUUUCUCUCAGCAUUGUGCCCAGGUUCAACAAGAUUAUCCUUGGUUUUACACUAUCACUCAUGAGAAUGUGAAUUCUGGGGUCAUGUACGAUCCUUCCCUGAAGAAAUGGCAUCACCCCACUAUUUCUUCUGUGCCUGCAAAUAUAAUCGUGUUGCCAGUUGCCUCUGCCGGGGGGCUUGUCUGCUUUCUUGACAUUGGUCACAGAAAUUUCUAUGUCUGUAACCCUCUUACUCAGUCUUCCAAAGAGUUGCCAGCUAGAUCCAUUAAAGUCUGGUCUCGCAUUGCAGUGGGGAUGACCCUGAAUGGAAGUUCUGCCACUGGGGGCUAUAAGAUAAUGUGGGUGGGGUGCAAGGGGGAGUACGAGAUUUACGACUCGGUGAAGAACUCUUGGCUCCGUCCUGGAACCAUGCCGAAUAAUAUCAAGCUCCCAUUAUCACUGAACUUCAAGUCACAGGCGGUUACCAUUGACGACACGCUCUACUUCAUGCGCUCAGAUCCGGAAGGGAUCGUGUCCUACAACAUGGUCACCAGAAUCUGGAAGCAGUUCAUAAUACCAGCCCCAAUUCAUCUGACCGACCACACGCUUGCUGAGUGUGGGGGGCGUAUCAUGCUGGUAGGUCUGCUUACCAAGAAUGCUGCCACGUGUGUAUGCAUAUGGGAGCUGCAGAAGAUGACGCUCUUGUGGAAGGAGGUUGACAGAAUGCCAAAUAUAUGGUGCUUGGAUUUCUAUGGAAAGCACGUUAGGAUGACUUGCUUGGGCAACAGAGGUUUGCUCAUGUUAUCAUUGAGGUCUAGACAAAUGAACAGACUGGUAACUUAUGACAUGUCCAGCAAGGAAUGGCUGAAGGUGCCCGGGUGCGUGGUGCCGCGUGGGCGGAAGAGGCAGUGGAUAGCUUGCGGUACUGCCUUCUACCCUUGCUUAAGCGCUACUGCUUGAACCGAUAUCCUUUACAUCUGGCAGCCAUCAUGGCUUGUUCAGAUUAGGGACGUCGAUUUGGUUUUUUAUUUUGGUUGAUUGGCUGUAUGUUUAAGCUGCUAGUUUUUUCUGUGGCUGGAUUUUCUGUCCUACGCCAUGGGGUUAGCCACCUGAUCUACGUACCUUUUCCAUGUACAAACAUAUGCGGACAAAUGAUUCCAAUCAUCAGAAAACAUAUUCCCGCACUUCUGUUGUCUUUCGGUUUCGGGUUGGUAAAGACUUAUAUUGAAAGUAAACUCACGGGUUCUUAAUGUAA
Syzygium oleosum is the source of this 3797-nucleotide messenger RNA. Its product is annotated as F-box only protein 6. The transcript has 2 exons. The record is from RefSeq and is a predicted model, not a curated record. Bases 2312 to 3502 code for a protein of 396 amino acids. NCBI's taxonomy places the organism in Eukaryota, Viridiplantae, Streptophyta, Magnoliopsida, Myrtales, Myrtaceae. Gene Ontology annotation, molecular function: protein binding.